AUGUCUGGCAGGCCAUUUUCCAGUCCCGCUGGCGCCAACGACUUCCUCAACUUUGAGGCUCCGUCGUACGGCCAAUUCAGCGCGGAUUCAAAUGGCUCUGGCAAGAUGUCAGGCACAGGUUUCGGCUCUUCGGCUGGCGUGAAGGGUGGUGAUCAGUCCCCUUCAGGUGUGCCACCGUCAGACUCCGCUUCGAGCACUUUUGGCCGGCCAAAGGAGGACAACUAUCUGCUCAAGGGCAUCGAGUUCGUGAAGAGCAGUGCAUCAAAUAUCCAGAAGGGUUUCGGCGAUUCGACUAGAAGCAACAGCUUAUUUGGAGGCGACAGUGGGCUGCUUGGCACUGAUACAGCCUCCACGGCGCGCUCGUCGCUCUCUGCGCUGAUGAAUGUUGGCCGUUCAGUUAUCGGUUUGUCCGGCGGCAACGAGGAGCCUCAGACGUGGCUGAACUACACAAACUACAAGAUAUUCGUGCUUCUAUUCAUUACGAGUCUCCUGUUCUUCGCACUCUCCUUCAUGACUCUCCCGUUCAUCGUUUUCGCGCCACACAAGUUCGGACUUCUGUUCACGUGCGCCACCAUCAGUUUCAUGUCCUCCCUGGCGUUUUUGAAGGGAACGGGGGCUCUGAUGGAGCAUAUGCUUAACUCUAAGCGUAUCGUGUUUACGGGGGCAUUGGGUACAUCGUUGGUCGCUACUUUCGUCUUCACCACCAUCUACCCGAUCUACCUGCUGGCAUUUAUCAGCUCCCUGGUACAGACGCUGACACUGGCAUCUGUCAUUCUAUCGUAUAUCCCAGGUGGCGCCGGGGCCCUGAAGCUGAUGUAUUCAUCAGUGUGGGAGUUUGUGAAAAGCAGGACGCGUGGAAGCGGAUCUACAACUCUUCCGUUGUGA
Babesia ovata is the source of this 885-nucleotide messenger RNA. RefSeq names its product SFT2. Lineage: Eukaryota; Apicomplexa; Aconoidasida; Piroplasmida; Babesiidae. Gene Ontology annotation, biological process: vesicle-mediated transport. The record is from RefSeq and is a predicted model, not a curated record. Bases 1 to 885 code for a protein of 294 amino acids. The transcript has 5 exons. Gene Ontology annotation, cellular component: membrane.